This is a messenger RNA of Fusarium pseudograminearum CS3096, 1488 nucleotides long. RefSeq lists its product as uncharacterized. The transcript has 2 exons. NCBI's taxonomy places the organism in Eukaryota, Fungi, Ascomycota, Sordariomycetes, Hypocreales, Nectriaceae. The record is from RefSeq and is a predicted model, not a curated record. Bases 1 to 1488 code for a protein of 495 amino acids.
AUGCCCAACCCUCUCAAAGCAAGUUACCACUUCCUAGCAUGGAUGCUGGACCACGACCAAGUCCCCAACGACAUCAGACGUAGUCUCGAACUCGUCCGAACAUGCGAUUCAGAUCUUCAGCAUCUCAUCGAGCUCAGAAAUGAUUGUAUUCAUCUCCUUGAGCGUCGCCCAAAGGUUCUUCGGCGCGUGCACACGAUUAUUGAAUCUGCACAGAAGGGACUCCAAGAAGUCUGUGAGAUUGUCGAGAAAUGUCGUCCAGAGAACGACAGAGGCUCCAGGACAACCUUUUCGAAGCGUAUGGCGUGGGUCCUUGUCGAGUCUUCUGAGUUCAAGAGCCAGGAACCUAUUGUUAGCCGGCACCAUGCUGCUGUGCUGGCUGAGUUGAACUUCUUGAGGCAGAUCGCUCUCAUGGCUCCUAUUGCUGAACCAGUGGAGCGUGAAGAGAAGAGAGGCACCGUGGUAGAUGCCACAGUAUUUGAUAAUGUUGCUCUACUGGGAGAUCUCUUGGGUGAUUUACCAACAUACGCCCCAGAGAAAAAACAACCAGAAACUCAGACUAUUGCACCCCAGCCGCCUAUAAUAGUCCUCAACGCAAAUACCAAACCACUCGCCCGCUAUGAAAUGCCCUCACUUCAAGUCCCCGCAUCUCUACAACACAAACCAAGCUCUCAGACAUUACACAUAGAACACGCCUGCGACUCUUUACCAGAAGUUCUUCCAGUUAACAUGACCAGUGCUACUCCAUCAAGAUCGCUCACCACAAGUUCCAAGUACGACACCAAAGAUCUAGUCGGGCUUUCUUUGCUUCUUGGAGACCCUCUCGAUUUUGAAAACUGCCCAACGCCAUCGCCAGAUUUUCAGAGAGAAGGCAUGAAGCGAGCAACGACAGUUCCAGCCCCAUACCAAGCACCACCCUAUGGUCCCCCACGGAACCACUCUGUUUAUAGCCAGCCAAAUCAACGGUUGUCGUACAACCCAGAAAACAGUGUCUCGGACUUGAGUCAACCCAGUCGAAACUCUUAUAGAUCAUCAUCGGCAUUCUCAAACAUCUCAAACCCUCUUCACCAUCGUCCGUCCUCCUUAUCCGUAUCUUCUUCUGCCACGGAGGCACCAAUCCAGCAAUGCCACAGCUGCUCCAACCGCUACCCUAGUCAGUUUGUAUGGACAAACUCGUCUUCUACCACCAUCUCUAUAGCAUCACCGUAUUUUCACGGAAACAACUCCUUACUUUCUCAACCGAUCGCUGAGUUGGAUACUUCUCCGUAUCAGAUGGUCCCAAUAGUUGAUGCACCAAUUCAUCAUGACCAGUCGGGUCAGACAAUGGCUGUGCAAGUUAACACAACACCUGUUGAGCUUUCCGCAGAGGAGGCACAGGCUGCCAAACCCAGCUUACGUCGUCAAACCAUACGUCUUGGUUCCAGCAGGCGUGGGCGUACACUUAGCGAGCCUGUCUCGUCAUUACAACAGCGGGGCAACAAGCGACCAUAG